Messenger RNA from Echinostoma caproni, 564 nucleotides. The record is from the annotation of a GenBank genome assembly. Lineage: Eukaryota; Metazoa; Platyhelminthes; Trematoda; Plagiorchiida; Echinostomatidae.
AUGGAUGCUGCUAAUUCUCCGAAGGAUAAGAUGCCCAGGGGUUUCGCAGAGUUCGCUCAGAAUCUAAACGAUACUGGCCGAUCGAUAUUGUUUUCCUGCGGUUAUCCGGCCUACAUUGAUUGGCAGAAUGACUAUUCGGCAAUCGACUGGGAAGCACUGAAACGUAAUUGCAAUAUGUGGCGAUUGACAUCUGAUUUGGAUGAUGAUUGGGAGCGCAUAAGAACUGUGAUCAACUUGUAUGCGGAAAAUGGGGAACAACUGAGAGCCAUCAACGGUCCCGGACAUUGGAAUGAUUUGGAUGUUUUGGCGUUGGGCAAUUUCGCCUUGUCACGUGAUCAAGAACGCGUGCAAAUGGGGCUAUGGUGCAUGUUUUCCGUACCGCUGAUGCUUUCUACAGAUUUGACCUCGAUAAACAGUGAAUCAGCAGCACUGAUAAAAAAUAAGAUUCUGAUUGGAAUCAAUCAAGAUCAGAGCGGAAAUCAGGCAAAAUUUUUAGGUCGUAAAGGGUCGGUUAUGGUGAGUGUGAACAAAUGCUUGUUAUGUGCUUCUGUAGUAAAAACAUGA